GUGUGUGUGUGUGUGUGUGUGUGUGUGUGUGUGUCGUCAUGAGGACGGUCACCAUGUGAUCAGCUGAUAGUCUCAGUCAGAAGUUUCAUCAUUCAGCAGCCUGAACACACAGAAACAGGUGCCAUGGAGCGUAAACUGGAUUUGUCUCGCCUGACGGACGAAGAGGCCAAACACGUCUGGGAGGUGAUUCAACGAGACUUCAACCUCCGAAAGAAAGAAGAGGAGAGACUCGGUGAGUUGAAGACUAAAAUCGAGAAGGAAGGUUCAAAGCGAGAGCUGCUGGGUUCUCAGAGUCAGCUGUCUGACUCGCUCUGCAUCUGCUGCCUGCAGCCCUUCAAGUUCCUGGUCAACAGUAAGCGUCAGUGUCUGGACUGCCACAUGUUCACCUGCAAGUCCUGCAGCCGCUACAACAAGAAGGAGCACGGCUGGGUGUGUGACAACUGCCGCAUGACUAGGGUGGUGAAGAUCGGGACUGCAGGCUGGUACCACGACAACGUCCGAAACCGCUUCAAACGCUUUGGCAGCGCCAAGGUGAUGAGGUCACUGUACAAGAGGCUGAACGGAGAUGGUGGGCGUGACGACGACACUCAGAGUAUGCCGGAUGUUCACAGCCACGUGUUUAACGGUGGAGAGGACGACUAUGGCGAGAGCGACGCUCAGCGCUACAAAACGAUGAGAAAGAGCAAACGUCUGCUGUCGGUUCAUCCGAUGGACUUCGACCCGGAGGAAUAUUUCCCUCAUUCACGACGUCAGUCUGUACAGCAGCAGAUGCAGGAGGAUCGAGGGUACAGGAACGAUGUGGACUACGACAUGUACAACCACCGAGUGAACCGGCGGAAGAGUCUGGACCGAUACGCCAUGAGACCUGACGACUAUGGAGAGAGCCGGAUGGUUCGGACUCGCUCUCUGUCUAAGAUCAGCUCCUCGGUGGCUCGUCAGCAGUACGUCGACACGUCUGACGAGGACGACUACCCCAGAUACGCCCCCGUGUACCAGCAGCCGCCCCACCGCCGCCGCAACAGCAAGGCGUCCUCCCAGGAGAACCUGGGACAAGCCCCGCCCAUGAACGAGCUGAACAAGCGGAUGUUUGCCAUCGAGAGUCUUCUGAGCCGCCUGGAGGAGAAGAUGACACCUGCUGACGAGACAUCGACUCCUUCGGGUCAGAACGAAGAGGAGAAGCUGAGAAGGAAGCUGAGCGAGCUGGCGGGGAACCUGAGUGAUAAGGGUCCGUCGUCGGACGAUGAAGCCGGGAAGAAGUUCUCUGUGGGUAAACGUCCGGCCGGCAUCAGGGGCGGCCCGGCCCUCAAUCUGGACUCUCUGAAGGACAAAGAACUGAGCUCAUCCAGCGACGAGAUGCCCACCGAGGCUCAGAAGGUGUACAUCGCUGCUGGGCAGUCGUAUGAGCUGGAGUCCAAGCUGCGGCGCCUCGAGCAGAGCGCCAAGAAUCGUUUCGGAGGGACAACGGACUCGGAGCUGUCGGAGCUAGAGGACGUGGUGGCGCUGACCGCGGCUAGAGUCCAGAGCGCCGAGAGCGAGGUUUCUGAUAUUGAGAGUAAGAUUGCUGCUCUGAACGCUGUCGGCUCGAAGAAGAAGGUUUCUGGAUCUCAUCAGAGGAAAAAACCAACACAAGACUUCUCCAGAAACACCAAUGGCGCUCAGUGGAAGUCAAACAACAUGUAGCUGACGAGACGUCGUCUUCUUUCUUCUCUUCCUGUUUCAACCUUCACAUUCAACUAAACUCUGCUGUUCUCCAGAGAACCAGUGGAACCACAGCAGCAC
This is a messenger RNA of Acanthopagrus latus (yellowfin seabream), 1779 nucleotides long. It is a transcript of the gene mlpha, whose product is annotated as melanophilin a. Gene Ontology annotation, cellular component: cortical actin cytoskeleton. The transcript has 15 exons. NCBI's taxonomy places the organism in Eukaryota, Metazoa, Chordata, Actinopteri, Spariformes, Sparidae. The record is from RefSeq and is a predicted model, not a curated record. Gene Ontology annotation, biological process: intracellular protein transport. Gene Ontology annotation, molecular function: small GTPase binding; myosin binding; actin binding. The coding region runs from base 124 to 1680 and encodes 518 amino acids.